GGAAGGCCCUGAGGCGCUUCCCGUCGCUCGGAAGCGGCGCUGUGCGGGCACGGUGCGUGCGGGGCUGUCCCGGGGCUCUGCCCGCUGUACCCAGGGCCCGGCGGCGCUGAGCGGGGCCGGGAGCAGCGGUGCCAUCAUGAUCCUGCGGCAGAUCCUGCGGCUUUCCUCCCUUUUCCGCUCCGCUGUGUCCGUUCACGUGCGCAGGAACAUCGGGCUCUCGGCCAUUGUCUUCAACAAGACAAAAGAACUCGACCCGGUCCAGAAGCUCUUCUUGGACAAGAUCAGAGAGUACAACACGAAGAGCAAGCAAGCUGGAGGGCCUGUUGAUGCAGGACCCGAGUUUCAGAAAGACAUGAAUGAAUCCCUUGCAAGGCUCCAACGGGCAUAUGGUGAAGGAGAUCUCACCAAGUUUCCAGAAUUUAAGUUUGAGGAGCCCAAGUUUGAGGAGGCUCCGAAGUGAUCUCAGCAGCUUGUACACCAAACAGAAGUGAACAGCCAUGGAGUGCUGAACAUGGCACCAGCUGUAAUUUAAUAAAUGUAAUGCUUCAAUUUGA
This is a messenger RNA of Oenanthe melanoleuca, 554 nucleotides long. RefSeq names its product ATP synthase peripheral stalk subunit F6 (gene ATP5PF). Gene Ontology annotation, molecular function: proton transmembrane transporter activity. The coding region runs from base 137 to 460 and encodes 107 amino acids. Gene Ontology annotation, biological process: proton motive force-driven ATP synthesis. NCBI's taxonomy places the organism in Eukaryota, Metazoa, Chordata, Aves, Passeriformes, Muscicapidae. The record is from RefSeq and is a predicted model, not a curated record. The transcript is spliced from 4 exons.